Messenger RNA from Morone saxatilis (striped sea-bass), 4590 nucleotides. RefSeq names its product actin binding Rho activating protein b (gene abrab). Gene Ontology annotation, cellular component: sarcomere. The transcript is spliced from 2 exons. Lineage: Eukaryota; Metazoa; Chordata; Actinopteri; Moronidae. Bases 197 to 1462 code for a protein of 421 amino acids. Gene Ontology annotation, biological process: positive regulation of Rho protein signal transduction; positive regulation of transcription by RNA polymerase II. Gene Ontology annotation, molecular function: actin binding. The record is from RefSeq and is a predicted model, not a curated record.
UAGGGUUUGCUCUCCCCAUUUUAGAGCUGUCACUGCGAGUGUGAUGGUAGGAAGCAACAGAUGGAGAAAACGUUACAGAAAACAAAGAUUUGAGCAGAGAGGAGAUGAAUAUGUUCAAGAUAAUCUGGCAGCUGUUAAGGAAGAUCACUUAGCUGGACUUAAUUGUGCCUGAAUUGAAACGUUAAUACUCGCAAUUAUGUCUGACAAACAGCCGGGGCAAGCUUCCCAAAGGAACACAUCCACAAACAAAAACAUCAAGAAGCUCCGCACAGUUAGCAUGGUGUGCAGCCUGACGAGUGGAUGGCAGCAAUGGGUGAAGGAAAACGAGAAGAAGCAGGCCAGCGAACCCAGUGGCUGGGCUCCAUCUUUUCUAGGAGGACCAACAGAGAAACUCAAAAAGACAUGGGUCCCAAAGAAGCCUCUGACCACACACACCUGGCCAAAAGAAGUGUCUCAGAAUCAUGUCGUCAGUUCUGGAGUGGCUCAGACAUUAACUUCUCACAACGAGACUCAAGAUGCAUCCAAGACUGAGGUGGUUAAGACCUCAGCCGAGCCACCAGUUGCAUCUUGCAUCAAGCAAGUGGUGAAAACGGUGACCAGCGGGGUUCAGGAGAAUGGUGCUGACGUUGGGCGCCUGGCCGAGAAGAUCAAGAAGGAGUAUUUGCCAUCAGCUGAGGAGAUUGACAGGAUUCUGAAGAAAAAGACCUCGCCUACACGACGCAGAAAAUGCUCCAACAUGGUAUCAUCUCUAACCAAAAGCUGGAAGCAGGUGGAGAAAGAGCAGAAGCUUGGAAAAGAGGGAGGACCAGGAGAGGGACACCCUUGGGGUAGUGAUAAAGACAACAUUGGACACCCUGAGGCAGAGAGGGAGAGUGUGGACAUAAAGGAUGCUGAAACACACGGGAGAAGCUCUUUAAAAGAAGACCUUGAAGGAGACUCUGAGUCAGCAGUAAAGAUUAAACGACCCACAGUCCCAGCGUACAAAAAGGAUACUGAGGAUGCCAACAAGAUCAACGCCCUCUCCAAGAAAUACAGCGCUGUGGGAAACCUCAAGAGCCGCUGGCAGAACUGGGCCUCAGAACACACAGUGAACCAAAAACUAAACCCCUUCAGUGAAUAUUUUGACUAUGAUUACUCCAUGUCCCUCCGCCUCCAAAAGGGUCAGGAGGGUUAUGGACGCCCCAAGGAGGGUACCCAAACAGCGGAAAGAGCCAAACGCGCAGAGCAACACAUACACCGUGAGAUAGAUGACAUGUGUUACGUGAUCAGAACUAUGGCCGAUCCAGACCCAGACGGAAAGACCCGGGUCACGUUUGGACAGCUGUUUGACAGAUACGUUCGGAUCUCUGAUAAGGUGGUGGGUAUUCUGAUGAGAGCCAGGAAACAUGGGAAGGUGGCGUUUGAAGGGGAGAUGCUAUGGCAAGGCCAGGAUGAUGGAGUAAUCAUUACUCUGCUGGUGUGAUGUUAACACCUGGGUCAAAGUUGUACUGGAAAUCCUCUUACAGCUAGUUGGCUUGCACAAUGGAACCUGGAACCUAACAUCAGUCAUCAAGCAGGGCUAAGAGGAGGAUUUAAUUUGACCUAGGUCUAUUCAGUGGACACUUUAAGAACAAUAUCAAAGGAAUUUGGAGACUACAAAGCUUGGAGGAUGAGUCUGUGUGGAUUAUCUGAAGAAUAUUUUGCUGCUAUUUUCGUGGAUACUUGAAGACACUUUCUGUCAGUGUUGUGGGUAUUUGAGGUGUGUCGUGCACAUGCUUUGAGAAAUCCGCUAAGACUUUAAACUUUUAUUUCAAGAGCUCUGGCAAGAUAACGUUCUAGCCUUUGGCUGCUUAAGAGUUGCUUGCAGAUUCUCAUAUGUGUCUCUUUAGCACGUUCUUUAUGGCUUAUAUUAAUGAGAUACUUGAUUAUGUGUUAAUGUACCAAAUAACCAUGCAGCAGCUUUGCAAUAUAGUGUAGCACAGUAAUUCAAACGUGGAUUGGGUUUUAUCGCCUGAAGAACUCAGCUCAGCAUUCAUUAUACUGCGCCAGGUACAAUGCAGAGGAACAGAGCAGACCACAGCACUUUUAAAUCUCACAGCCUGUUAGACUGAGCCUGUUAUGAUUAAUGUAAAGGGUGACUAUGAAUGUUUGGGGGAAUAAGUAAAACUUUCUUUUUCACUUCCAGUUACUGAGUGAUUUGUUGCAGUUUGUAUCAUACGGUUAGUUACAAUGUUAGCCGUCUGUUUUAGUGUGUGACAAAUAAGACAAAUUGAACAUGCUGUUUGAGGUACUUCUACUCCACUACAUCUCAGAGGCAAAUAUUACUUCAGUACAUUUGUCUGCUUUAGUUCCUAGUUACUUUUCAGAUGACUUCUUGUCCAGUGUAAACCACGUACCUCCAAAUUUGAUGAUUUUGAUAGACUGAAGGAUUAAGUGUUCCUUUUAUGGGCUGAUAAAGUUCUCCAACUUCUUAAGCUAAAUAAACCAUUUAAAACCCUCUUGGAUUAGCUGGAAAAUGCAUUUCACAAAGAUCAUGAACUUAUAUCUCACAUCUAGAGUAUUCAAUCAAUUACUCAAUCAAUCAAUCAAUCGGUUUGUAAGGGAAACAUCUAUUAUUUAUAAAAUUAUUCUGUGAAAGAUUCUGGUAUUGCUUUAAGCUAUAACUGUGAUUUAUUUAUAUCUGGUAGAUCCUCUUUAGCUGUAUUUGCUCCAGAAAUAACUAAUAAUAAUUAAAGAAAUUAAGUUUAAAUGAAUUCAUACUUUUUUGUAGAAAAUUAUUUCAUUGUACAGUUUAGAUGUUUAAAAUGCAUUAUUUCUUUACAUUAUUACGUUAACAAAGCAGUAUGUACUGACUGGUGUUUGCAGAUCACGGCACUUAGGGAAAAAAAUGCAGAAUUUUAGCACAAUUGUUUUCAGUAAUUUCCAGUCAUUAUUUCAGAAAGGCUCUUCCUUUGCAACGUAACAAUUGAAUACCAUUCCAUUAUCUAGUACACAAUAGAUUAGAAUAGGUAUAUGCUAGUAUAUGCUAUCUGAUGUCUGUGCUUAAUUGUAGUCUUUGUUGUUAGAUUUGUCUCAGUAGUGCCAGAGAUACAACUAGAAAAUAAUUAUUAAGGAUCUUAAAUUAAGCUAAAUGCUUUGUAACACUGUCAGUGUCAACUAUCAGCCUGGUAACUUAAUCUUUCAUAGUAAAAGUACGUCCAAUCAAUAUCAAAUGCCAAUGUGAAAACAAUAACUUGUUCCACCAUUAGAACUGUUUAAAGUGGUUCGCUUUAGUGGUUGCUGAGCAGGUACUCUGGUCCUCCCGGGAAGAUGGAGCAGACUCUUUUACACAGGGAAAUCAUGGUAAAAGUGAACACUGCCAUUCCUGACAACUCCAUGAAAAGUAUAAGCUGUUUUCUAUACAGAUGUGCCUAUAAAUUAUUACCAACCUAUUUUUUUUUUGUGUGUGUGUGUGUUUUUAUUGUACCUGUCACUAGAAAACCACUUCACUGUGGUGAAUUUAGACUUUUCCUCAACACUUUUCUGCCAGAGGUUCAUCUAAAAUGACAUAACAUGAGAGUAUAUGAGUAUGACGUGUAUUUAUUGCAUUUCCCUCAACUGGUUUCCAGGAACAGUCCUCACAAAAACAUUCAAAUACUGAAGCACAAUUACUAAUGCGCUUUUUCACUCCUGGCAGGAACUGAGGACUUCUUUUGUCACUGUUUUUGUGAGGACUCUUCCUGGAAACCAGUUAAGGGGGAAUUUUGCAUUUAUAGUAAAUACCGUUUCAUGUACUGGAGCUCUGGCAGAAACAGGACAAGGAAAAGUAAUUCAAGGACAUAAGGUCAACUCUUGGGUUGGGUUGGGUAACAUUUAUCAUCUAUAAAAUCACUUAAGCUGGUAAAGUUGCAUACGUCACAUCAAAGUAAAAAGCAGACUUCCUAUUAAACCAGUGAGCAAAAUCAGUCACAAAAAAAUAGAUUGUUAUUUAAGAUGUAAACUUCUCACAAGAUAAGGGCACAGUGAAGAACUAAACACAAGCUAUAUUCACAGAACCUUUGCUCUUUGCUAUACAGCCUUGUCCUGUAAUAAAAAAGUAAAAACAACCAAACAGCUAAUAGAAUGAUGGCUAAGCAUCAGGAAGAAGAAACCAGUGAAUUUGUUUUGUUCUUUUAAAAAGAAGAAGAAGCCUAAGAAGUAUGAAUGGUUACAAAUUAAAUACAGACAGGCAAUUGUAUAUUACAGAAUAUAUAGAAUAUAGAAUAUGAAAAAAAUAUAUGUCACUUAGUCAGGGGAAAAAGGUUGGGAAUGACUGCUCUAUAUGCAUGUAUAUAUUUCUGUGAGUACAAAACACAUUCACUGGCUAAUUCCAGUGCAUCCAUUACUAAAGUCUGUAGGCCAAGGCUUAUAAAGAGAACAUAGAUAGCAUGACCACAACCAACAAAUGUCAGGUAAUGGUAUUUUUGUUAUUAUUAUUGUUCAGAGACUUUCUUGGAAGCUUUUUUGUUGCUGUUACCUCCCAUUUGUGGGACAAUUUUGUUAUUUCAGAAGCUUAUUUCAGCAGGAACUGUUGAUCAUAGCUUGUUUGUUACAAACAAAAUGCUUUAAUUCAAUUAAAUAAUAUUUUUCUCA